CAGAUACCUCGAUUACACUUGCAAUGUUAAAUGUAUAAAAGUAACUUGUCAAAGAGAAGCAUGAAAAUUACUUAAAUAAUUUUAGUUCUUUAAUGACGUUUGGCCUUUAUGCGGAAACCCCGUCUUCUUUAAGCGUAAACAAAGUAUAUGUAUACAACAUAACCGUACAAGUGGUACGUACAAGGUACAUACAUACGAGCAGUCGUCAGUUGGUGGCUCGACGCGCAACAGGGCCGAUUGUCAACAUGUCACGGACGGGAACGAAGCUCGACGCGAAGAAAGUGAACUCGGAACUGUUCACCCUGACCUACGGCUCGCUCGUGGCCCAGUUACUCCAGGACUAUGAGAACGUGGAGGACGUCAACAAGCAGCUGGAGAGAAUGGGAUACAACAUCGGGAUACGGUUGAUAGAGGACUUUCUCGCGCGCACCGGCUCCGGCCGCUGCUACGACUUCAGGGACACGGCGGAGAAGAUUCAGAGCGGCUUCAAGAUAUUCCUCGGCAUCACGCCGUCGAUCACGAAUUGGAGCCCAGCCGGCGAUGAGUUCUCCCUGUGCUUCGAGACGAAUCCGCUGACGGAGUUCGUCGAGCUGCCGGACAAUUAUUCGAGUCUCAAGUAUUGCAACGUGCUGCCGGGCGUGCUCAGGGGAGCCUGCGAGAUGGUGCAGAUGGAGGUCGCCUGCUGGUUCGUGCAGGAUCAACUUAAGAACGACAACGUGACCGAGCUGCGCGUCAAGUUUGUCAAGAGGCUGGAGGACGCGAUACCGGCGGGCGAGGAUUGAACGGACGAAUAUCCGCGAUGUCGUUUUAACGAUAAAAGUAUCUUGUAUCUCUAGGCUUAAAGUAUAUUGUAACAAUUAGGCGUGGAUCUCCGUCGCUUGCAUUCCGCAAAACUUUCGGUUAAAAGUAAUAUAUGGUUGAUACUCUCAUGUUCAUUGAUGUAAUGUCGCACGACAGUGAGGCAAUACAUACCGAAUUUGUUUACA
This is a messenger RNA of Vollenhovia emeryi, 986 nucleotides long. It is a transcript of the gene Bet3, whose product is annotated as trafficking protein particle complex subunit 3. Bases 93 to 782 code for a protein of 229 amino acids. The record is from RefSeq and is a predicted model, not a curated record. NCBI's taxonomy places the organism in Eukaryota, Metazoa, Arthropoda, Insecta, Hymenoptera, Formicidae. The transcript is spliced from 2 exons. Gene Ontology annotation, biological process: intra-Golgi vesicle-mediated transport; endoplasmic reticulum to Golgi vesicle-mediated transport. Gene Ontology annotation, cellular component: cis-Golgi network membrane; TRAPP complex; cytosol.